Aureobasidium namibiae CBS 147.97 is the source of this 1293-nucleotide messenger RNA. Its product is annotated as branched-chain amino acid aminotransferase II. Gene Ontology annotation, biological process: L-valine biosynthetic process; L-leucine biosynthetic process. The transcript has a single exon. Gene Ontology annotation, cellular component: mitochondrion. NCBI's taxonomy places the organism in Eukaryota, Fungi, Ascomycota, Dothideomycetes, Dothideales, Saccotheciaceae. The coding region runs from base 1 to 1293 and encodes 430 amino acids. The record is from RefSeq and is a predicted model, not a curated record. Gene Ontology annotation, molecular function: branched-chain-amino-acid:2-oxoglutarate transaminase activity.
AUGACACCUCCUGCCUCUGGCACUGCCACUCCCACCGCUAAGUCAUUGACCAAGGCCGGCAUUGCACACAACCUUGAAGCCAACGCACAAACCGCACAACUCGAUGCCUCGAAAUUGAAGAUCUCUCUGACCAGUGCACCGAGAGAUCCCCCUGCCGCUGGCAGCGAGGAGCUCAAGAGGAUGCGUACCUGUACGGACCACAUGGUGACCGCUCGUUGGACUCUUGAGAAUGGAUGGGAGGCUCCGGAACUCAAGGCUUAUGGUCCCUUGAGCAUCAUGCCUACUGCUUCCGUUCUUCACUACGCUACUGAAUGCUUUGAAGGCGCCAAGCUGUAUCACGGAGAGGAUGGUAAGUUGCGUUUGUUCCGUAUUCGUCGCAACUGCGAGCGUCUGCGCAGAAGUGCUGCCCGCAUCUCUCUCCCGGACUUCCCUGCUGAGCAAUUGGAGAUUCUCAUCAAGAAGCUUUGCGCUACUGACGGCCCCAAGUGGCUGCCCAACAAGGGCGGGUUCCUCUACUUGCGCCCUACUUUCAUCGGCACAGACCCUGGUCUUGGUGUUCAGGUCCCUAAGGAGGCCCUGCUCUACGUGAUCAUUGCCGUCUUCCCCGAUUGGUCAGAUCCUCGCAACUUGCCUGCCCCUUCUGCUGUCAACCCCGAUCUCAGCGAGGCUGUCACCAAGGCACAGGGUCUCAAGCUUCUUGCAAGCAAGGAAGACUCCAUCCGCGCAUGGCCUGGUGGUUUCGGUUACGCAAAGCUCGGUGCCAAUUACGGUCCUUCUCUCGUUGGACAAGGCGAGGCUCGCGCUCGUGGCUACGAUCAGAUCCUGUGGCUGUUCGGCAACAACGCCAGCAUCACCGAGGCUGGCGCCAGUAACUUCUUCGUCGUGUGGAAGACCAAGGAGGGUCAGCAGCAGCUUAUCACCGCACCUCUCGAAGACAACCUGAUCCUCGAGGGUGUCACUCGCGCCAGUGUCCUCCAAAUUGCACAGGAGCGUCUCUCCGCCGAGAACGCAUCCAAGUACGGCGCCGAGAGUCUCGAGGUCAUCGAGCGCAAGUUCACCAUGCAGGAGAUCCUUGACGCCUACGAGGAUGGCCGUCUCGUCGAGGCCUUCGCAGCUGGCACUGCCUUCUUCGUCGCACCCGUCGGUCUCAUCGGCUGGAAGCAGCAUGAGCUCGAGAUCCCUCUUGCCGAAGGCAAGACCGGUGUCUACGCCAAACUCGUCCGUGGCUGGCUUUCAGACAUCAUGUACGGCAAGGAGCAGCACGAGUGGGGUGUCAUCGUCGACGAGGCUUAG